AUGGCAAUGUGCUCCCUAGCCUCUGCACGCGCUAGGGAUGGCGCUUUAUAUUCGAAUCGGCGAUCACCAUCUCAGCUCUCACAUCCGCCACCGGAGGUUUUCUGGACAGCAGCUGCAGAGUCGAUACCUCGCAACCUGGCUGCAGCAAGAGGCAUCGAAUAUAUGAGGGCAUGUGCGAUUCUCAGUAUUACCGCUAUUCAAAAUGGUCAGAUCCGGGAGAUGCAUAAAUAUCUAGGGCACUAUCAUACACUAAGUAUUAUGGAAGGGCUACAUGAUGAGAAGUCAUGGCCUAAAGACUUGAGUACCAUUGAGGUUGAGGUUCGACGGAGGCUGUUCUGGUCUAUGUAUACACUUGAUGUUUAUUCGGCGACCGUGUGGGGAGGCAUGGUCCGUUUCAGAGAGAUCCAGUCAAAUGUACGCUACCCCAGAGAGGUAAAUGACGACCUUCUUGAUUUCGAAAACAAAGCACAAAUAUCGGCGGAUUACGCCACUCCGGCUUCUAAUACUUAUGAAUACUCUAUAUGGAUGCGGGGGUGGAAUUUCACUACUGAUCUUUAUAGAAUAUUGGAGCAUGCUAUUGACGGCCAGCGGCAAACGCUGCGCGGCGAGAAUGAGAGCCCUUGGUCAUUAUUUCGUCCUAAUCCUGUCCCAGGCCAUUUGAUUAUAAAGCAUGUACAUUCUAUGUUCUCAGCUUUACCGUCGCAGCUUCGAUUAACCGGACCCGUCACUGGUGACCCUGAGAAUGAUAUUGUGGGAUUCCAAUCAGCCAAUAUACAAGCAACGCUCCAGCUUCUUAACAUGGUCCUUUCUUCAAAUGAGGACCAAGGGAUAGAGGAGAAAUGCGAAGUUGCUGGUAACGUGCUGAACGUGUUUACCAAAGUCCCGAUUGAAUAUCUAAAAGCUAUCAGUUCUCCACUGCUAUACCACUUGGGGGGAAUUGGGUUUAUUCUUGGAUCUGUCAUGGAAGGAAGCCUCUCUGAGGCGUCUUAUCAAAGAAUCCGCAAACUUCUAUUAGAGAUGGCAGCACUUCUGUAUCAAAUGGAGUCGGGACUCACCCGCUCCACUGGCGCCAGUGAACGACUCAAAACACAAGUUAUGCGUAUAGAUGAGUAUAUGGAUAAGGCUCGGCAUGCCAGUAUGCACGCUGGGCUGGCAGAAAUCGGCCAAUCGCAACACUUCGAAGGCUACGUACAACCUACUGCAGUCCAGUCUGCAGACUUUGAUGACCCGCUAACUUGCUUUGAGCUGCCUUCGGACUUACUGGAUGACUGGCCAUGGUCGUCCGGUGCUGGCUCGUUAGGUGGGAUGUUUCCGAUGGCGUUAGCGAAGACAGAUAACUAG
Messenger RNA from Aspergillus nomiae NRRL 13137, 1341 nucleotides. Its product is annotated as putative C6 transcription factor. NCBI's taxonomy places the organism in Eukaryota, Fungi, Ascomycota, Eurotiomycetes, Eurotiales, Aspergillaceae. Bases 1 to 1341 code for a protein of 446 amino acids. The transcript is spliced from 4 exons. Gene Ontology annotation, molecular function: zinc ion binding; DNA binding. Gene Ontology annotation, biological process: DNA-templated transcription. The record is from RefSeq and is a predicted model, not a curated record.